Messenger RNA from Boleophthalmus pectinirostris (great blue-spotted mudskipper), 2087 nucleotides. It is a transcript of the gene wrnip1, whose product is annotated as WRN helicase interacting protein 1. The record is from RefSeq and is a predicted model, not a curated record. Gene Ontology annotation, biological process: regulation of DNA repair; DNA-templated DNA replication; DNA repair. The transcript is spliced from 7 exons. Gene Ontology annotation, cellular component: nucleus. NCBI's taxonomy places the organism in Eukaryota, Metazoa, Chordata, Actinopteri, Gobiiformes, Gobiidae. Bases 19 to 1854 code for a protein of 611 amino acids. Gene Ontology annotation, molecular function: enzyme activator activity; single-stranded DNA helicase activity; ATP binding.
AGUUUCGCGGGAGAAAACAUGGCGGAAGAGGCGAGUCGUGCCGCCGAUUCUGCGUCAGAUUCGGUGCAAUGUCCCGUUUGUUUGAAAAUUUUUAAACAAUCUACAAUCAACAGGCACUUGGACGUUUGUUUACUCGGCGGUACCGCAGAUAGCAGCCCGAUGACGGUGGACGAGAGCGUCCCUCCGGCGGUAAAGAAAAUGCGUACCGCGGAGACUGUCCUCCAAACCAGUGCACCGCCCUCCUCCACCGCUGGUUCCACUUCUUCCAGUCCUAUGUUCGCUAUGUUUCAGCCCAACAAGAAUAAAUCACCAGCACCCAAUGAGCGACAAGGAAAGCUUUUCAGUAAACAAAACUCUGGGAAUAUUAUCAAUAAGGGUAUAAAACGUGGAUUAGAGGAAGAAUCUGAACAAGAGAGCACAAGUAAAAUGAGUGAAACUGGUGCUUCUUCUAACGGAGAGGUAUCAAAAGAUCUAGCAAGAAGGAUACUGUUCACUCUUGAUAAGCCCCUGGCCGAAAUCCUGCGUCCAAAAUCACUGGAGGAGUAUUUUGGUCAGAAUAAAGUAGUUGGAGAGCAUACAUUGCUCAGGUCACUUCUGGAAACACAAGAAAUACCUUCUCUGAUCCUCUGGGGACCUCCUGGUUGUGGAAAGGUAAUCAUGCCCAUGGCCAUAGACUUAUCCUCAGAAACGACUCUAGCUCACAUAAUUGCCUGCUCCAGCAAAAAGAAGGGGACAUCGCGCUUUAUCACUCUGUCUGCCACCAGCGCGUCCACAAAUGAAGUCCGAGAGGUCAUCAAACAGGCACACAAUGAGCUCCGGCUGUGCAAGAGGAGGACUAUCCUGUUCAUCGACGAGAUCCACCGCUUCAACAAGUCACAGCAGGACACGUUCCUCCCUCAUGUGGAAAAUGGGACCAUAACCCUGAUCGGAGCCACCACUGAAAACCCGUCAUUCCAAGUGAAUGCUGCCCUGCUGAGCCGCUGCAGAGUGCUGGUGCUGGAAAAGCUGUCUGUGGAGGCCAUGGGCUCCAUCCUGCAGAGGGCAGUGGAGAGUCUGGACAUUAGGGUGGUGGGAGCAGCAUCAGACAGACUCAAACCUGCAGAAGAGUCAGAUGGACAACAGCCACUGAUUUACAUAGAGCAAGAUGCAUUAGACACUAUAGCAUAUCUCUGUGAUGGUGAUGCCAGGACAGGUCUUAAUAGUCUGCAGCUGGCAGUCCAAGCUCAGGUGAGCCUUGCCCAGAAUAAAGCUUUACAAGGUGGAGCUGGUGUGGAGAUAGUGGUGAAGGAAGCGCAUGUCAAGGAGGGCCUUCAGCGAUCCCAUAUCCUCUAUGAUAAAGCCGGAGAAGAGCAUUAUAACUGUAUCUCUGCAUUACACAAAUCCAUGAGAGGCUCGCAUGAGAACGCCUCUCUGUAUUGGCUAGGCCGUAUGCUGGAGGGGGGAGAGGACCCCCUGUAUGUGGCCCGCCGCCUGAUCCGCUUUGCCAGCGAGGAUGUGGGUAUGGCUGAUCCGUUGGCUCUUCCACAAGCUGUCUCUGCUUUCCAGGCUUGUCACUUUAUUGGGAUGCCUGAAUGUGAGGUGAUCCUGGCUCAGUGCGUCGUCUACUUAGCCCAAGCGCCUAAGUCAGUCGAUGUGUACAAAGCCUAUAACAAUGUGAAAGCCAGUUUGAGGAACCACAAGGGCCCACUGCCCCCUGUGCCUCUUCACCUCCGAAAUGCCCCCACUAAACUCAUGAAACAGUUGGGCUACUCUAAAGGCUACAAGUACAAUCCAAACUUCACUGGGCCUGUAGAGCAGGAGUACUUACCACAAGAACUAAAGGACAUAGACUUCUUUACCUGGACUCCCUCGUAAUGACAUUUAUAGUUACAAAACUCAUACUAAAGGGAUGAAGAUGAAGCACAGUAUUUUACAGAAUUGUGUAAAUAAUUAGACACACGCAUUGAAUAAAAAGCACUUAAUAAAUCACUUUGUAUCUAUGAAAAGUUUUGAAUAUGGGAUUGGAUUGCAAAGCUUUUUUUUAUACAAUCAACAAUUAUAUAUACUUAUUUUCAUUUUUGUUCAAUGUAAAUAAAUAAGUUUCUAUU